Messenger RNA from Polyodon spathula (Mississippi paddlefish), 2028 nucleotides. RefSeq names its product suppressor of cytokine signaling 9 (gene socs9). The coding region runs from base 328 to 1920 and encodes 530 amino acids. Gene Ontology annotation, molecular function: 1-phosphatidylinositol-3-kinase regulator activity. The record is from RefSeq and is a predicted model, not a curated record. Gene Ontology annotation, cellular component: phosphatidylinositol 3-kinase complex. Lineage: Eukaryota; Metazoa; Chordata; Actinopteri; Acipenseriformes; Polyodontidae. Gene Ontology annotation, biological process: intracellular signal transduction; phosphatidylinositol phosphate biosynthetic process. The transcript is spliced from 2 exons.
UGAGAACAUCAGCUGUGUAAAACAAAAGGAAGGGUGAUGUAAUCUGUGAAUCUAGAGUCGAUUUCAGCUAAACAGUCGCAUCAAGAAAUGUGUCUCCGUUUGCAAUUUACCAGGCACUGCUAUCCCCAGGGACAUGAAAAGUACCAUGAUAUGUGAGCAGAGCAUGGACAAGCAUUAUAGGAGUCUCUGUGUGAGAGAGCUUCUUCUGAGAUAACUCUCAAUCUGAAUGAGUUAUAUGAACUGCACAGCAGCUACCCCUGAACCCAGAACUUGCCGGACCACGAUCUGAAACCCAGACACAUCCACUACACAGAAAACUCGAAGAAGAUGUCCCAAUCCAGGGACAACGAGGAACGAGGAGGCAAGGAGAAAGACCGCGGUGCCCGUCCCAAAGUGAGACAGGGGCGUUCAGAGGAAAGGAGGGAGUGCAGCGGACGGAGAAGAGGAAAGAAGAAGUGCCGGCUGCCUCAGGCACAGGCAGUGAAGCAGACUUUUGAAUAUCUAGAAGACUUAAACGCACGGUCGCCUGGGAGCAAAGGAUCGCCCGUUCUGGAGCGGAGAAAAAGGCUCGGGGGGGAAGGUGCCACCACCCUUCAGGAGCUGGAAUCGGACAGUUUAGUGGUGGUGGAGGAGGGUGGAGGAGGUGUCAAGUUGCCCGGCGGGCGAUCCUUGCGGCAGAAGAUUCAGGAUGCCGUGGGGCAAUGCUUCCCCAUCAAGAGCCAAAACUCUCAGUCGCCCACUUUGCCCAUCUCUCGGAGGAAGAUCCACCUCAGCGAACUCAUGCUUGAUAAAUGCCCCUUCCCAUCUGGAUCCGACUUAGCCCAGAAGUGGAACCUCAUCAAGCAGCACACAGCACCCAUUUCACAGCCUGCUUUGCUGGACACUCUGGGCAGCGGUGGUGGAAGUGGAACAGUAGCAGUUAGCGGGUGCGACGCUAGCUCUGGGAGUGCCAGUGGUUGUUCUUUGGUUGUAGUGGAAGACGAGGACGACCGAUUGAGGGCGAGGAGACGCAUCAGUAUUGAACAAGGAGUAGAUCCGCCACCCAAUGCCCAAAUCCACACUUUUGAGGUGACCGCUCAGAUCAACCCCCUUUACAAGCUGGGACCAAAGCUGGCACACGGGAUGAACGAACUGGCAGGGGAUGACCGGGCCACUUUACAGCAGCUACGACUCCGGCAGGAAGAGCAUCAGCUUCUCCAAAAUCCCUUGGACACCUUGGAAGAAGCAGCGCGGGUGGCCUCUUCUAAUACUGCUGCUCCUCCUCCUUCUUCUUCUUCAUCUUCUUCUUCAACUUCUCCUUCUGCAUUGGUAGUCGCUGCAGCUGCCCAACCAACUCUACCUCCAGCCACCCAAGAGGAGCUCUUCAAAUUCCGGGACAGCUACCGGGUCCACACCCAAAUUGAUUACAUCCACUGCCUGGUUCCAGAUCUUCUCCAGAUCACCAACCUGCCCUGUUACUGGGGCGUGAUGGACCGCUACGAGGCUGAAGCCCUUCUAGAAGGCAAACCAGAAGGUUCCUUCCUGCUCCGUGACUCAGCCCAGGAGGACUAUCUUUUCUCGGUCAGCUUCCGUCGUUACGGGCGGUCUCUGCAUGCCCGGAUCGAGCAGUGGAACCACAAUUUCAGCUUUGACGUUCACGACCCCAGCGUCUUCCACGCUACCACUGUCACGGGUCUACUGGAGCACUACAAAGACCCCAACUCCUGCAUGUUCUUCGAACCUCUUCUCUCCAACCCAACCCAUCGAUCCGCUCCUUUUAGUCUUCAGCAAAUCUGUCGUGGAGUAAUUGCCAGCUGUGCCACCUAUGAUGGCAUCGACGUCCUCCCCAUUCCUAGCUCACUCAAGGAGUAUCUUAAAGAAUACCAUUACAAGCAGAAGGUGCGCGUUAGAAGGCUAGAUACACAAUGGGAGAAGGCAUAGUCUUUACUGCUUCUCUUAGCUGUGGUUCACUACAGACUAGAGUUAUGGCCAAAAGUUUUGCAUCACCCAGAAUUUUAGGAUGGAGACAUAAUAAAAAAUACAAACUGU